This is a messenger RNA of Boeremia exigua, 582 nucleotides long. RefSeq names its product heterokaryon incompatibility protein-domain-containing protein. Lineage: Eukaryota; Fungi; Ascomycota; Dothideomycetes; Pleosporales; Didymellaceae. The record is from RefSeq and is a predicted model, not a curated record. The transcript has a single exon. The annotation marks the transcript as partial.
AUGGAUACCAACUUUCUACCCCCGAUCAGGACCGAUGCAGACAUUCGAGUGCUUACACUCGCUCCUAAUCAGAACAAUUCUUCAGGUCAUUCGGAUGUAAUAGCUUGUGAGUUCGAAAACAUAUCAAUCGGAGGUAGUGUUCUGUACACAGCCGUCUCGUACGUGUGGGGUGAUGACUCCUGUCUACGUUCCAUCGCUAUCAAUGGUGUCGUGGUCCAAGUACGUAACAAUCUAUGGCAGUUCUUGCACCAGAUGCGCCAAGACUCACAUACAGGCUACCUAUGGAUUGAUGCAUUAUGUAUUGAUCAGAAAAAUCUGGAGGAGCGAAGUAGUCAGGUUGCAAUCAUGGGCAAAAUAUAUUCGGGUGCUGCCAACGUGUUUGUAUGGCUUGGUGCAGCGACAGAAGCAUCUGAAGAAGAACGGUUACUCGGCACCGUAUCCCUCUGUUUCCUCGAGCCUAAUGGUGUACUCGCCGUCAAACGAAAUAGAAGAAUACACCAACAUAGCAAGAACCUCCUCGCAAGACUGUCAAAGCACGUCUACUGGACUCGAGUCUGGGUAACACAGGAGUUCAUCCUUGCA